AUGUCGAACUCAAGUGUCUCUGAAUCUUCCCCUACUGUUGACAAAAAUACUUCGGAAUACCAGCGUCCAGAACAAACUGUCUACGAAGACACCGGGAACGUUCAGAAAAACCCGACGCUGGAUUUAUUCGAAAGCAGUGGCUGGAAUGAAGUCAGAGUUGAUGGCGAUGAUUACCAGCUAUUCGAGACCUAUUUGAAUUUUACAGAAAUACCGAGUAAUACCUCAAAUAAUACCGAUGCUGUCUCUGGAACUCCUCCACAAGAGGUCCCACAAUCGCAAGGGUUACAUUCACAAUCCUCAUCAUUUUUUCACCAUAACCAUCCAUCGUCGGCUGCCGAAUCUUACUCACCGGGGCAUAUUCAACCCUGGGACAAUUCUUCUCAAAAUCUAUCGCUUGAAGUAUCUGUCUAUUCACCGAAUCUACCCGAACAUAUCCCUCAGGCACCUCAAGAUGCGCUCCAGAAUGUUUACAGGCCUUAUGGAUUUAUGUCGCUUAAUCGUAGUGCUGACAGUGGAUCUAUGCAAGAAGUCACUGUCUUUAGCCGUGCAACACAAGAUGCAGCUGAUAAUGUACCUGAAAUACACGCUACUGGCACAAUAAAUCCUGCAUUGUUGGCGCUGCCUGCUAGAGGACGGCAUUUACCAGGGUCCCCACGUUAUGAAAUAGAUCCUGUUUUGAUCAGUCACCCCGCAUACGAAAGCGUUAAAAGGCGUUUCGUGGAAUCUGUGCCAAGAAGCGGAGAUCAGGAGCGCAACGACACCACCCAGCCAUAUGAGCAGUUUCACCCUACUCGUUUCCAGCAUCCAUCUGGAGAGACGGAAACACAGACAUAUAGUAUAUUCCAGCACAUGGAAUAUAGCGAAGCCAACGGCUCCGGGUAUAAUCCCGUUGAGCAGUCAACCUCCAGGAGGGAUGGCUCAAAGCGUGCUCGAAGCAGAAGCACUACCCCGAUAAGAGAAACAGGAGGCAGUACCUCCAACGAAACUGGCUCUUCGAGCGCGAGAACAAGGAAGCGUAGACGUACCGCCAGGGAUGGCAACAAUGCGCAGACUCCCGUAUCGGCCAAAUUUGAGGACGAAUCGACGAUAGCGGUACGGCCACAAAGGAGGGGGAGAGCCGCAGAUAAUGUGCCGCUUAGGCCUCGAACUGUAGUGCAGCGCUUGGACUUUGUUACAGGGAAGAUAAUGUCGCAAGGGAAACGAACUGAUCAAACUGAAGAGAAGAUUUCCUCCGUAAAAGUCUCAAGAUAG
Messenger RNA from Psilocybe cubensis, 1251 nucleotides. RefSeq lists its product as uncharacterized. The coding region runs from base 1 to 1251 and encodes 416 amino acids. The record is from RefSeq and is a predicted model, not a curated record. NCBI's taxonomy places the organism in Eukaryota, Fungi, Basidiomycota, Agaricomycetes, Agaricales, Agrocybaceae. The transcript is spliced from 5 exons.